AUACCAGUGAAAAAGAAAACAUGAUGUGGACGGAAACUAUGGAUAAUGCAUUCAUACAAUCCAUGAUAACGCAAGAGACCAAUGGUUAUAGGAUUGGUGGAAAUUUUACUCCACAAGUAUACAAAAAUAUGGUUGCGGAGCUUAGCACAAAUCUUCAAAUGACUUUUACCAAAGCUCAUUUGAAGAAUCGUUUAAAGACGUUAAAACACCGUUUUUCUGCCUGGUAUGAUAUGUUUCAGGGAACGUCAUUAAGUGGGUUCUCAUGGAAUCCUGAAACUCAACUAAUUGAAGCGGUGGAUGAAGUCUGGCAAAAAUUAAUAGACUCAAAGUCAAAAGUUGUAGCGUUGAAGACGAAGAAUGUUACAAACUAUCAUGAAAUGCUAGAACUAUUUGCAAAGGAUAGGGCAUUAGGUGCACGAGCUGACACUCUUAAAGAAAGAAAUGCUCGAUUGCAGAAGGAUUAUGGCAUUAACACAGAAACACCUCCAGAACUGGAUGAAUUGUUAGUUGCCAAUGAUGUAACUCUAGAGAGCCAAUACAAUCAUGAUGAUGAUGUUCAUGUGGUUGAUACUACGUCUUCUCUACCUAAGUAGUCUUCUAGUGCAAAGAAAUAUAAGAGUAGAAAAAGAAAAGUCGAACAAGAAGAUGAUGGUUUAACCUCAAUGAUUAUGAAUGGUGUUGGCAGCAUAGCUAAUGCUAUUGCUGAAGGUAAUAAAAUUAUUUAGGAAAGCAAUGAAAUACUUGAAAGAGUUCAUCAUCACGAGUACACAGGUGAUGAAAUUAUUAAAGAGUUGGAAUCGAUGGGUUUGGAACCUCAAGAAAUACCACUGGCUUUCAAUUAUUUGGUGGAGAAUCAAGCUAAAGCGAGAUCAUUAUUUAGUUGUUCUCCUAAUAUACUAUUGAGUUUGCUGAGAGGUAUGAUGGGUUUAGGUAAUUAAGGACUCAAGGAUGCAUUUAUCUAGUAAAGUUUUUCUUGUUUGAUAA
Molecule: messenger RNA, 984 nt
Organism: Helianthus annuus (common sunflower)
Lineage: Eukaryota; Viridiplantae; Streptophyta; Magnoliopsida; Asterales; Asteraceae
Exons: 2
Coding region: 21-593 (190 amino acids)
Source: RefSeq, a predicted model, not a curated record